AUGUUCAUUCGUGGGGAGAACUUCCUCCGCAAAUUUGACCCUAUGAUCCAGAAGACCAUGACCGAUCGGUAUGAGGCUUCCGGUGUCAAGCUUCACCGUAACCACUCCGGAUUCAAGGAAGUGCAACUCAUCCGUGACGGCAAGGGCAAGGAUAAGUUGCUCAAGCUCAUUGGCCAUGACGGCUCUGAGCUUGAGGUGAACGAGCUGCUCUGGGCCGUGGGUCGUGCCCCCGAGGUCGAGGACCUGAACCUAACUGUUCCCGGCGUCAAACUGAAUGCCGGCGGUCACGUUGUGGUUGACGAGUACCAGAACACCUCGGUCGAAGGUGUCUAUGCUCUUGGUGACGUGACAGGUCAAGCCGAGCUGACCCCAGUUGCCAUUGCCGCCGGUCGUCAACUCGGCAGCCGUCUGUUUGGUCCCCCGGAGCUCAAGUCAUCCAAGCUUUCAUACGAGAACAUCCCGACAGUCGUCUUCUCCCACCCCGAGGUCGGCUGUGUUGGUCUCACGGAGCCCGAGGCCCGCGAGCGCUACGGUGAUGACAAGAUCAAGAUCUACCACACCAAGUUCACGGCCAUGUUCUACGACGUCAUGCCCGCCGAGGAGAAGGCCAAGAACCCGACUGAGAUGAAGAUAAUCUGCGCCGGUCCCCAGGAGAAGGUUGUCGGCCUCCACAUCUUGGGCCUCGGUGUCGGUGAGAUGCUCCAGGGCUUCGGUGUCGCUGUGAAGAUGGGUGCCACAAAGCAGGACUUUGAUAGCUGUGUUGCUAUCCACCCUACUAGCGCCGAGGAGCUGGUGACGAUGCGGUAA
Penicillium canescens is the source of this 807-nucleotide messenger RNA. RefSeq lists its product as uncharacterized. Gene Ontology annotation, cellular component: cytosol; mitochondrion. Gene Ontology annotation, biological process: cellular response to oxidative stress; cell redox homeostasis; glutathione metabolic process. The coding region runs from base 1 to 807 and encodes 268 amino acids. The record is from RefSeq and is a predicted model, not a curated record. Lineage: Eukaryota; Fungi; Ascomycota; Eurotiomycetes; Eurotiales; Aspergillaceae. The transcript has 2 exons. Gene Ontology annotation, molecular function: glutathione-disulfide reductase (NADPH) activity; flavin adenine dinucleotide binding.